CUCCGCCCGAUUCCCCCGCCCGCCCAACGCUGGCUGCAGAACUUCCCUUCCCUGGGGAGGGGCCCGGCUGCCCCUGGUGCCCCCUCUACCAUCCUGCACCUCGGCUCAUGGCCAAAAGCAGGAGGGGGCUUGGCCAGCAAGCAGGAGAAACAACUUGCUGUUCUUCCUAACUCUCAAAUAGAAAAUGUCUGCAAAUGGUGGAAGCAUCCAGGCUGCUGAGAACAAGGAGAGAGCCCAGGAGGUUCUAGGUCAUGUGCAUUCCUGUCAAGAAGUGCUCUCUGGGCUGGAGAAGAAGAUACCACACAUUAAGACAGAGCCGGAAGAGGUGCACUCUGAGGGGACCUCACAGGAGGACAGGGCUCCAGGUGCACGGGACUGGGUGCCUCUAAGUCCUGGCCCUAAGGAGAAAGCUCUCUUCUUGCCUGGGGGAGCCCUUCCUUCUCGGAUCCCCAUGCUUUCCCAUGAGGGGAGGACCCGAGAUCGGCAGAUGGCCGCAGCGCUCCUCACUGCCUGGUCCCAGAUGCCAGUGACCUUUGAAGAUGUGGCUCUGUACCUCUCCCGGGAGGAGUGGGGACGUCUGGACCACACCCAGCAGAACUUCUAUAGGGACGUGCUACAGAAGAGAAAUGGGCUGGCCUUGGGGUUUCCCUUCAGCAGGCCUCUCUGGGCCCCCCAAGUGCAGGGAAAGGGCGAGGCUGCCAGCUCCAGCCGGCAGACAGGAGCUGAGAAGGAAGAGAAGAGAGGCCCUGGUUCAGGUGAGGGACUUGGUGUGUGCCUUGUUCUGGGGAAGGACCGUUUGCCCAGUCAUUCCCGGGUACUCCUUGUUGAUAUGGACUUUCUGUUUUUUGUGGGUGCAGGGCCACUAGAUGGCUCCUUCCUAAAGGGUGGUUCUUGGCUCCAGAUUUCCCCUACUUCCUUUUCCCCUUUCCUAUCUCCCAGAAUCCAUCCCCUGGAUUUCCUGUGGGUUCCCCACCCUCUGGGGCCCUUCCAGAAGCUUGUCUCUCUGGAAACCCUCUCUCUUUCUCCAGGAACCUUGGAGGUGGGGAAGGAGGUGCCAGCUGCACCCAUGGGAGCCCUAGGGGAUGUGAAGCCCUUGCCAACCAAAACCCGGUGGGCCCCAGGGGGUGUCCUGCAGUGUGGGCAGCAGGGAGCCAGCGGUCAGAACGCUCUGUCAGCCAGAGAUGCAGAACAGCUGGCUCCUCUGGAAGCAAGAGAGCCAAAUCCAGCCCCUCCUGUGAAGGCACUGGAGGGCCAUGACCCAGAAAAACCCAACAAGGACGAGAAGGGUGCCACAGACAGCGGUGAGGAGGGCCUGGCCCCUGAUAGUGAUCUAGGCAAGAAGACCUACAAGUGCGAGCAGUGUGGCAAGAGCUUCAGCUGGCAUUCGCACCUGGUGACACACCGGCGCACGCACACAGGUGAGAAGCCCUACGCCUGUACAGACUGUGGCAAGCGCUUCGGCCGCAGCUCGCAUCUCAUCCAGCACCAGAUCAUCCACACCGGUGAGAAGCCCUACACCUGCCCCUCGUGCUGGAAGAGCUUCAGCCACCACUCGACACUGAUCCAACACCAGCGCAUCCACACUGGUGAGAAGCCCUACGUGUGUGACCGCUGUGCCAAGCGCUUCACGCGCCGCUCGGACCUGGUCACGCAUCAGGGCACCCACACCGGUGCCAAGCCGCACAAAUGCCCCAUCUGCGGCAAGUGCUUCACACAGAGCUCAGCCCUGGUCACCCACCAGCGUACCCACACUGGCGUCAAGCCCUACCCUUGCCCAGAGUGUGGCAAGUGCUUUAGCCAGCGCUCCAACCUCAUAGCACACAACCGCACGCAUACUGGCGAGAAGCCCUACCACUGCCUCGACUGCGGCAAGAGCUUCAGCCACAGCUCGCACCUCACCGCCCACCAGCGCACCCACCGCGGCGUGCGGCCCUACUCCUGCCCACUCUGCGGCAAGAGCUUCAGCCGGCGCUCCAAUCUCCACCGGCAUGAGAAGAUCCAUACCACUGGGCCCAAGGCCCUGGCUAUGCUGAUGCUGGGAGCGGCAGCUGCUGGGGCUCUGGCUGCACCCCCGCCUGCUCCCACCUAGGGUGGGGGCAGCGCACCCAGGGCAGCUGGGUCAGCCCCAUUGAAUUUGGGCCCUGUGUAGGAGCAACAGCCUUUGCUCCUGGCCUUGGUGGAGGUGGUGGGAGCCAAGGGUUGAGGGAAGGGAGCCUGGGAGGUACAGGCGCAGGGUGGGGCAUGGCAACGUGGGAGGAGCUUGGGUGAGAAGGCACAGGCACUUAGGGCAAAUUAAAGACCUUGGAAUUCAA
Messenger RNA from Marmota flaviventris (yellow-bellied marmot), 2312 nucleotides. RefSeq names its product zinc finger protein 205 (gene Znf205). Gene Ontology annotation, molecular function: RNA polymerase II transcription regulatory region sequence-specific DNA binding; DNA-binding transcription factor activity, RNA polymerase II-specific. Gene Ontology annotation, cellular component: nucleus. The record is from RefSeq and is a predicted model, not a curated record. Lineage: Eukaryota; Metazoa; Chordata; Mammalia; Rodentia; Sciuridae. Gene Ontology annotation, biological process: regulation of transcription by RNA polymerase II.